CCGAAGACAAAAUUUUUAAGUGUCAUAAUUUUUUUCAAAGAUUAAUACUCAUUGUUGUCCAUAUCCAGUUGUCCUGGCUUAUUGCCAACAAAAUUUCCCUUAGCCCCAUGGGGCCUGAGAUGUUCUAAGCUUUCAGAAGGACAGAAAUAAAUAAAAAAUAAAUAAGAGUAUUUUUCCUAACAAACAGGAGAAUCAACUGAAGUGGGCAUAUAUGAACUAUCUAGUUUCCCAAUUACUGACAAAUAAUUUUAACCUUGGACUGCCCUCCUUGCUAUCCAAGUACUGUAUUACUUGGCCUCUGUAUUAAUUUUCUAUUUGUUGAUAUAACAAACUACCACAAACAUAGUGGCUUAAAACAAUACAAUUUUUUUCUCUGACAGUUCUGUAGGUCAGAAGCCCAAUACCAGCUUACUAUGACCUGGAGACUCUAGGGAAGAGUGUUUCCUGGUUUCAUCCAGCUUCUAGAGGCGACCCAUAUUCCUUGGCUCAUGGACGCCUUCCUCCAUCUUCACAGUCAACAGCACAGCAUCUCUCAUAUCAUAUCAUAAUGAUGAGAGAUGGUUUUGGGAUGAAACUGUUCCACAUCAGAUCAUCAGGCAUUAGAUUUUCAUAGGUCACAUGCAACCCCAGCAUGUGCUCUUCACAGUAGGGUUCACGCUCCUGUGAGAAUCCAAUGCCAUGCUGAUCUGACAGAAGGCAGAGCUCAGGCAGUCAUGCUUGCCUGCUGCUCACCUUGCACAGUGUGGCCAGGUUUCCAACAGGUCAUGGACAGGCACCAGUCCUUGGCCUGGGGGUUGGGGAGUUUUGAGAACCAUGUUUCUAUCAGUUGUUAUGGCCCACUAUCUGCUCACUUGCUCUCUCCAUUUGCAUAGAUAAUUGACAUUUGACAUUUGGUAAGAUUUUCUUUAGUUUCUCUUCUGGAUAAACGUAUCAUUUUUGUAUGUUUUGUGAUACUUAGGACAUAAAGAUGUCAUCCAAGCCAACAAGCCACGCUGGAGUACAUGAAACUAUACCCAGCCCUUACCCACCAAGCAGCUUUCUGGCUUCUGGAUCUCAACAGCCUCUGGGUUCAAUCAACUCGGAAAACCAAGCCCAGGAUGCUCAGUAUGCUCAGCCCUGCUCUACCAGAUAUCCAGAAACCUCUGCUGGCAGUCAACUGGGUCAAGGAAAUACACGAAUGAUAAAUUCAAGUAUGGGAAUGGCAGUAAUAACCUUCAAAGAAGAAGCAAAGGCACUAGGGGUAAUCCAGAUCAUGAUUGGACUGAUGCACCUUGGUUUUGGAAUUAUUUUGGGUUUAAUAAGCUUCCUUUAUAAAAGCAAUUUAAGUUUUCUUUCUUUGGCUUUUGUUGGUGGAUACCCAUUCUGGGGUGGCCUUUCUUUCAUUAUCUCUGGCUCUCUCUCUAUAUUAGCACCCAAGGAGCUUUCUCCUUUUCUGCUGAGAAGCAGCCUGGGAAUGAACAUUACUAGUUCUAUCUUUGCCUUCAUUGGAGUGAUUCUGCUGCUGACAGACAUGUGCAUCAAUGGGGGAUAUUACCAAGAUUACUGGGCCGUGCUUUCUGGAAAAGGCAUUUCAGCCAUGCUGAUGAUCUUCUCCCUCUUGGAGUUCUUCACAGCUUGUGUCACAGCACAUUUUGCCUACCAAACAAUCACCAUCACCAACAUGUCUGUCCUGGCUGCUCCAACUGUGUAUGCAAACAACCCUUUUACACCAGAGUCUUCUUCAGCUCCUCCUAGAUACAACGACUACUCAACUUAUCCCCCUAGAUAUUAAAAGAAAAAGGGGCAUCAGUCUAAUUUCAUGGGGGAAAACUACUUGCACAAACUUCUUAAGAAGGUGUCUUUUAUUGUUCACAAUGAUUUCUAGACUUUAAAGACUGUGUUUGAGAUUUGUUUUUAGGUUGGUCGCUGAUAGCUCUGUCUCCCCUCUCGCUGUCUUCCUACAUUACCACUACUACAUGCUGGCAAAGGUGAGGGACCAGAGAGGAAUGAAGAAUGAUUCAGCAGCUCAAAAGUUACACAUUUUUCUGUUCAUGUUACUUUUUCCUUAAUAAAAUGUCAUUAGAAACAAAA
Messenger RNA from Cebus imitator (Panamanian white-faced capuchin), 2070 nucleotides. RefSeq names its product membrane spanning 4-domains A12 (gene MS4A12). Lineage: Eukaryota; Metazoa; Chordata; Mammalia; Primates; Cebidae. The transcript has 6 exons. Gene Ontology annotation, biological process: cell surface receptor signaling pathway. Bases 968 to 1771 code for a protein of 267 amino acids. Gene Ontology annotation, cellular component: plasma membrane. The record is from RefSeq and is a predicted model, not a curated record.